This is a messenger RNA of Cataglyphis hispanica, 1352 nucleotides long. Its product is annotated as pyrimidodiazepine synthase-like. Lineage: Eukaryota; Metazoa; Arthropoda; Insecta; Hymenoptera; Formicidae. The record is from RefSeq and is a predicted model, not a curated record. Gene Ontology annotation, molecular function: glutathione transferase activity; glutathione dehydrogenase (ascorbate) activity. Bases 357 to 1091 code for a protein of 244 amino acids. Gene Ontology annotation, biological process: glutathione metabolic process. Gene Ontology annotation, cellular component: cytoplasm. The transcript has 5 exons.
UAGCGUUUAUCUCGUAAAUGACUGGAUGAUUGUAUAAAGAAAGCGAAUAUCAGAAAAUGACAGAUAAAAGAGAGAAAGAUAGAAAAUGAGAACUCAUUGAACAUAGAAGGCGCACGUGUGCCUCAUCACAAGACAAUCAAACUCUCUGUAUCUUUCUCUUGCUUAUGUCACAUAUAUAUAUAUAUAUAUAUAUAUAUAUAUAUAUGUAUGAGACCCUCGUGUAGUGUAGAGAGGUUCUCUCGUACUGUCAUCGAUAUUUAUUUCUCGACCCGGCCGGAAUAACGGAAAUGUCAAACGUUAGAAUGUCAGACGGAAUCACAUUUUGACAUUCGGCGCGGCUAAUAACGAAGAUCAGGAUGACUACUACGAAACACUUGAGUACCGGAUCCGUCCCUCCGCCCCCCGUACCUGGAAAAAUACGCUUGUACAGUAUGCGUUUUUGCCCGUACGUACAGAGGGUACAGCUCGUGCUGGAUGCCAAACAAAUUCCAUAUGAUAUUGUAUAUGUGAAUCUAACACACAAGCCAGACUGGUUAAUAGAAAAAAAUCCAUUGAAUAAAGUUCCUUGCAUCGAAUUAGAAACAGGAGAAACAUUAUAUGAGAGCCUAAUUAUUGCUGAUUAUCUGGAUGAUGCCUACCCUCAAAAUAAAUUAUAUCCAAGUAAUCCUUUAGCAAAAGCUAAAGAUAAAUUAUUAAUUUAUAGAUUUAAUGCAGUAAUAACAACUAUAUAUAAGGUAUUUUAUCUAGGUCCAACAUUAGAGCAAGAUAUGUUUAAUGAGGCAUUAAAUGGUUUAGAACUUUUUGAUCAGGAAUUGGCAAAAAGAGGAACCCCUUUUUUUGGAGGGAGUAAGCCUGGUAUGUUGGAUUUUAUGAUAUGGCCAUGGUGCGAAAGAGCAGAUGUGAUAAGAAUUAUACGGGGAGAGCAAUUUGUCAUACCUAGAGAACGUUUCCUGCGGCUGCUUGAAUGGAGAAAUGCAAUGAAGGAAGAUCCAGCAGUACAUGGUAGCUUUCUGGAUGUUGAAGCGCAUGCCAAAUACAUACGUAGCCGAAUAGCUGGGACACCUCAGUAUGAUUUAAUAAUUAAUAGCUAAAGUAAUAUAAUUUAAUUACAAAGCCCAUUCCAUCUAACAAUCUCUUAAAUUCAAAUGAUAUAUUACUUUUUUAUAUAUUGCUGAUUUAAUAUAACAAAUUGCAUUCUAAAGCAAAGAUAUAUAGAAAUAUGAAUAAAAUUGAUGUUUGUGCACUAUCUAAAACAAGCAGUAAUUAGUAACAUGAAAAAAGAUAUUUAUUUUAAAAGAUUGUUAUAUUAAUUGAAUGGAACAUGGAAAUAAAAAUUUCUUUUACAUGGAAAA